Chenopodium quinoa (quinoa) is the source of this 2348-nucleotide messenger RNA. Its product is annotated as LEC14B homolog. Gene Ontology annotation, molecular function: protein binding. The transcript has 10 exons. The record is from RefSeq and is a predicted model, not a curated record. The coding region runs from base 427 to 1839 and encodes 470 amino acids. Gene Ontology annotation, cellular component: Cul4-RING E3 ubiquitin ligase complex. Gene Ontology annotation, biological process: proteasome-mediated ubiquitin-dependent protein catabolic process. Lineage: Eukaryota; Viridiplantae; Streptophyta; Magnoliopsida; Caryophyllales; Amaranthaceae.
GUGUUACCGUCUUACAUUAGGACAAGAUAACUUUCCAAUAUAAGGGGAAGAACAAUAGCCUUCGAACAUUUUGGAUGGUUAGCAAGCUUAUGACGUGUCUCGCUCUUCUGCUUCAGUUCAACAUUUUUACAGUAAGGGCACACUCUCUGCAUCUUCUUCGUCCUCAACACCACCAAACUCCUGCUCACUUGCCAUAAAAUGGUUUGGAGGAAGAGGAUUUUUGUAGAUGAUCACGGGGAAUAAGAUCGAAUAAGUUCUUGGUUUAUGCAGCCGACCCAAUCUUUUGGAAAUAAGAUUUUGGUAUCGUCGUUGAUGUCGUUUUUGUAGAAGGAUUGAUGAAGUUAAUUGAUGUAUUGUUAUAUAUUGAUGUGAACGAAGUUGGUUGAGUUAAUUGAAUUUUGUAUUAAAAAAUUAGGUUAUUACACAAUGACAAGUUCUAGGAGAAACACCAAGUUUUGUGAUAAAGCAAGUGCUGCUAGUGGGAGUUCUGCUGGUACUAGUAGUGAACAUUUUGAUCAUGAAAUCGCGCAACUCACAAAGCUUAGAUCAGGACCUAAUGAGUAUAUUAGUAAAUUGAUUGGUGGAAAGAAUAAGGAUUGGAUUUCGCCAGUGAAAAUGUUGGCUGCCCGUGAGAGUAAUUGUUUUCAAAAAUCAAAAUUCUCAAUGGCAGAUGGUUGUCAUAUGCUUAGUAGAUAUUUGCCUGUUAAUGGACCUUACUUGGUGGACCAAAUGGAAAGCUGUGCAUAUGUCUCGCAAUUUUCGUCUGACGGUUCAUUGUUAGUUGCAGGAUAUCAGGGAAGUCACAUUAGGGUAUACAAUGUUGAAAAAGGGUGGAAGGUUCAGAAGGAUAUAUUGGCUAGGAGCUUGCGUUGGACGGUCACUGAUACAUCUCUAUCUCCUGAUAAACGCUAUCUUGUUUAUUCAAGUAUGUCACCCAUUGUUCAUAUUGUUGACGUGGGAUCUUCAGUUACAGAGUCUCUUGCAAAUGUUACGGAAAUUCAUGAAGGUCUGUACUUAUCAAUAGUCGAUGGUGAAGACAAUGGAAAUAGCUUUAGUAUCUUCUCUGUAAAGUUCUCAACAGAUGGCCGAGAGAUUGUGGCUGCAAGCAGUGAUAACUCUAUAUAUGUCUAUGAUCUUGUAGCGAACAAGCGAACUCUCCGAAUACAUGCACAUGAGGAAGAUGUUAAUACUGUGUGCUUUGCUGAUGAAUCUGGUCAUCUGAUAUAUUCUGGAAGUGAUGAUAGCCUCUGCAAAGUGUGGGAUAGGCGUUGCCUCACAUCAAGAUGUCAACCUUCUGGAACAUUAAUUGGUCAUCUAGAAGGCAUUACAUUUAUUGACAGCCGUGGUGAUGGACGUUAUUUUAUAUCCAAUGGGAAAGAUCAGACUAUCAAACUGUGGGAUAUUCGUAAAAUGUCUUCUAACUCUGCAUGUGCUACUACACCAAGAAACUAUGAUUGGGAUUACAGAUGGAUGGAUUACCCUGAAGAGCUUAAGAAGUUAAGACACCCAAAUGACCAAUCUCUAGCAACAUAUAGAGGACAUUCAGUCCUUCGCACUCUAAUACGUUGCCACUUCUCCCCGGAAUACAGCACUGGUCAAAAAUACAUUUACACUGGAUCAAAUGAUGGGACUGUCUAUAUCUAUGAUUUGGUGACUGGAGCAUUGGUUUCCAAACUCAGUCAUCAUGAAACUACAGUGAGAGACUGUUGCUGGCACCCUUACCUCCCAAUAGUCAUAAGCUCAUCAUGGGAUGGGAUGGUUAUCAGAUGUGAAUUUCGAGGCGAUGAAGUAAAUCCGCCUCCUCUUAAGCGAAGACGUCGUAGAAGAUACUUGAUAUAAACUUAGCAUUGGCCGUGGAUCAAGCGCACUGACUUUAUAACAAGAGUUGUAAAUUCUGAUGACACUGGUUUGUAGAUUAUAGAUAUUGUGUUGUAACGUAUGCUGGUUUUUUUUCUUCUUUUAAACUAUUUCCAUGGAUAAUGUUAGAAGAUAUCAUAAUUCCUUAAUUAUGAUAAUCUUAACUAAAAUCCCAGCCUAUCGCCUAUGUAAGCAAAAUGCACAAAACAAAAAAAUAAAAGGCUGUUUUCUUGUUAAAAUAAAUGCACAAAACCGCUAUUUAAAUGACGGUAGGUUGGGAAUUUUGUUAAAAAAGGUCAUAAUUAAAGAACUUAAUUGAUAUAUUCUAUCAUUUUGUAUGGAUAUUGUUUAUUUUUUAUGGCACUAAAGUCAUGUAUCUUGACUUGUUUGUUCCUUGCUAUUGUCUUGAAAGCCUAUUGUAAAUGUAAUCCAGGAACCAUCCUGAGAAUAUGAUCCAAAACUAACUACUUCCUUGGGUUAUUUUUAAGUGA